GGAAAACAAUUACUACGACAAAUCCGUUGCUUCGGUUUCUAAAUCAGCGACUAGAGGUAAGCAAUUAUGUCUACUCUUCAUUUCAUAUAUUUUGUCCUCCGGGAAUCCCUUCUUGCCUCGGUGGAUUUCGGAGCUCCAGCAACUCUAUGUACUAUACUUCGGCCCUACGGGUCCCCGUCUGCCGAAGUGGUUAUUUACUUAUAUCUACCACGGCCCACCAUUCCUGUAGCUUGAAGCGCUUUGCUAAAAAGAUUUCAUCUACAGUGCUACGCAUCUAGCAUCUAUUCUCCAUUUGACCCAUCAGAGGAGCCUUUCUCAAAUUAAACCGCAGCAUAUCAUCAACAACACCCACCACCACCGCCACUACUACUACUACUACUACUACUACUACUACUACUUAUACCCUCAUCCGCAAUCCUGACAACCUCCAUCAAUACCACCCACAACAGCAAAGGCAUCAAUUCCCAAGCCAAAAUGACCAAUACAUCCCCGCAACGUCACCGGCCCACCCUCAUCACCCCCUCCUGUUCCUCCACCUUUCCGCAGGACAUCUCCGCCGCCAUCCUUUCCGCCGCCAACCACAUCCCCAAAUCCAUUGCCGUCGGGUCCGCACCCCGAACGACGGGUGGAGCAGCUACAGCAGCAGCAACACCCACGACGUCGACGAGUACGGGGCUAUUGGAGGUUCCCAUGCCCCCUCCCCCGCCUCCUCCGUCCCCCGUCGAGACCAGAGCGCUAUGGGGUCGAUGAUUUUAUCUAGCUUCGGCUCCCUCUUGAGUCUGGCGAGGCUUUGAUCUGUGACUCCCAUGUUCUUGGCUGCUCAGUUGGGGACUCUGUGUUGUAAUCGUGUGGUGUUCUCCCGUCCUUCUCAUAGGUUGCGCAUUAAUCUUUCCUUCUUUUCCUUUCUCUUUUUCGUUUCUCUGGUGUCGGUGGGUCAAAAUCUGUUCUAAUCGGCGUGCUACUAUAAUGGGGAUUUUCCAACUGGGGCUAUGUUUUUUGGGGGUUCUUGAAUUUGGUUCAGUUCUUGUCGAGUACACUCCAUAUAAUUGGAGGUAUGUGUAUAUUAUGAGAUCGGGGUCUAAGACAUAUGAAUGCGAUAGUUGUGGAAAC
This is a messenger RNA of Aspergillus saccharolyticus JOP 1030-1, 1110 nucleotides long. RefSeq lists its product as uncharacterized. NCBI's taxonomy places the organism in Eukaryota, Fungi, Ascomycota, Eurotiomycetes, Eurotiales, Aspergillaceae. The transcript has a single exon. Bases 475 to 750 code for a protein of 91 amino acids. The record is from RefSeq and is a predicted model, not a curated record.